This is a messenger RNA of Vitrella brassicaformis, 1952 nucleotides long. The record is from the annotation of a GenBank genome assembly. Lineage: Eukaryota; Vitrellaceae.
CCGUCGCGCCCGCUCAGCCCGGCAAUGGGUUCGUGGCCCAGAUUGAGCGCAUCCGCGAGGGCUCAUCCGCCGGGUUAUCCUCAGAAGGCACCCAGGUUGAGAUCCAGUAUGUGUCGGUCGCCAGCGCCACCGCACCAAUGCGCCUCAUCUGCAACAGCAUCUUUGGCGGUGACGAGCGGCCCUUGCCGACCGCCCGCUCCACCGCCUGGUUGUCAAUUGCGAUGAGGACGCGGUGGUGGAAGCGGGACCUUGCUCUCGCCCACCACCUGGUGCAGAUAGCCGCCGCCCGGACCUCCAGAUGGGUGAUGUGGUCGUCGUAUCUCCAGCGGCCCCGUGCAGCCACCUUCCAGCGCAGGGUGCGCCAGAGUGGCCGUUCAAGUGGCACCUCAUCAUCAUGGCGACGGGCACGCGGCUCAGCAGGUCCGUGGUCGACGGCUGACGCACCAGAUGGGUCGAUGGGUGAGGGAGAGGGAGCGGCGAGAGUCUUGUCAACAGCAGCUUGGGCGGCGGGCAGGGGGGCCACCGCAUACGCCACGCCAAAGCCCCCCUCGGACGCACCACAUGCCAUGAUCGUCGCCGCGAGCGGCGCUCGAAUGUUGGUCAGCAGGAGGGGCGCCAAUCGACAGGCCGUCACCAGCUCCCCACACACCCGUGGCCACAAGUAUGACCACUUGCGGUCGAGCUUUCGGCAGAACUCGUAGCAGCGGGCGAAGAUGGCCAACGCCGGGCGUCUUGCCAUCAUAAACCACGUCCAGUGGCCCAGCAGCUGCUGCAGCAUCCGCCCAGAUGCCCGUCCCCGCCGCAGCACAGCCCUUGUCGCUCCAACGAGGCGCUUCACCUUGCCCACAUUGGCUGCCACGACUCCUCUGUCACCAUCGACCACCAAUCCCAGCGCUGUCGUCAUCGUGGAUGCCGGCUCGACCUUCUCCUCCUUCACCGGAAAGCCCUCUCCAUCGUAGGCCACUCUCGCCCCCCCCAUCCGCUGGUCGACCCGCCGCCGCAACGCAGGCUCCUCGACACGCUGUCCGAUCGCCCACCAGAGACUCUCGUGCAUGGUCAGCGUGCGGCGCCACAGUCGACGGUGCGAGUCGGGUGUGGAUAGAGGAGACGCCGUGCUUCUCCAGUAUGUGCUCAUGUACUGCCUGCGCCAGAUACACGGCAUGCGAGAAACCCAUUGGGAGGGUGCGGCAGGCGGGGAAGAGCCGGCCGCUGGCGGGUAGCUGCAGAGCGGCCCGAUCAGCCUCAGACAGGUCGAGCGACUGCACAUCCACCGCCGGCAGGCCGAAGUAGUCAGACAUCCACAGGGGUAUCCGGAUCUGGUGAUAAUAGUUUGACAGGUCCAUCUUGCCCAUCACCAGGACCUCCCCGUCCGCUAGUGUGAGGUUGCAGAAGUCGGCCGCGUUGGGGAGGCUCACGUGAGGGGAGGGAAGGAAGGCGGCGUUGCCUCGCCGCAGGUCGACGAUCAAACGGAUGGACGAGCCCAACUCCUUCCAGACACCGAACACCCCAUUGACAGCUCGCACCUCCGGCCGCAGAUCCACCAUGCCGUUCUUGACCAUCCGGGACACAAGCGCCAGGUACUGUCUGCGCGGCACACCAACAAACUGGGGCCGCACCUCACUGCCGAUCCUUGCGAUAAACUCAGGCUGCAGCAGAAAGGGGGAGGGGGCAGCAUAGCGCUCACGCAGAGAGGCGGGCAAGACACCCAAUAACUCCACGCAGCCCGCAGCGCUAGGCAAUGACACCUUCUGCUGGUCGAACGCCCUUCGGGGCACAACAUUGCCCAUCCCCGUAUCGUUAGCGUAGUCCGUCACACCUAGACCCAGCACCGCAAGGAGGUCGUCCCUCUCCCCUCAGGCCACACACCAGCCCCGCUGCGGGGCUGUAAGGUGGCUGGCUGGACCUGGGUUCUGAGUGUGCGUGUCAUGUUGCAUGUCUCGCGCUUGUUUGCA